AUUUAUUUGGAAAAACUGUUGCACAUUUCUUUUUCCAAACAAACGAAACGAAUUUCUACACUUGCGCCGUGAGCUGUUGUAAUUGGUAAUGGAAUUCAAUAAAGUUGGACUUGGUAGAAUGUCCAUGUGAAAACAUUUCUCAAAUCAUUGCGGUGUGGACGGUUAAAUGUAACAUUACGAAGUUGCUCGCACCAACUUUAGCACGCAGCUGGAGAAGUAAAAGAAGAAAAGACUAGCCAAGACAAAAAAUAAAAUACAUGUGUUUGAUAAACGUUUUUAAUGAAAUUUUAAUAUUUAUAAAUGAUUUAAACGUAAACUAAACAAAAUACAUAACAAAGCUGCUAGUGAACCAGUGCUUGACCGCUAGUGAACCAGUGCUUGUGCAAAAGGCGUUGUGUGUUUUUUUUCCUCUUGGAGAAAAUAGUUUUAGAUUAUUGAUUAUUUACCAUCGCACUGUUGUUUGUAUUGUAUAUUCUAGGGCAAUAGCCUUGUCAUGGAGGAAUUUAAAUCCAUAACCGCUACCACUUCGGUGGUAAAAAUUUCGGCGUGUCUUGAGAAGAUAUUUAAAAAAAUUGUUGAAAGUCGUGAGAAAAAAAUUGCCGAGCACAAUAUUAAAGAAAUCGAAUUUCUUAAAUCACAAUGCAAGGCAGAGAAUAAUAUACAGCUGGGGCUUAUGAGCUGCCAGACAUUUGUUCGCCUGGUGGAAGAUGGUGUACUAGAGGCCAGCAAUGUUUUGCCAAUGUUGCUGUCAAUGCUACCCAAUUCUAGCCCCGCACAGUAUACAACCAUUACGGAGGGUAUUGUCAGUCUCCUGCUGCUGAAUUUGAAACGCAAGGCGGGCAGCCUAAAGGAAAAUGAGAAAUUCCAAUCGCAAUUUGGCCUUAAAACACAACAACAUCCCAUGAUUACCCUGUUGCAGAGUUCGGGUGUUAACAUGAACGAUGUAGCCAAUAAAAUUAAUGGAAUUUGUAACCAUCACGAUAAACAAAUCAAGGACUUUAGCAUUGAAUAUUUGCGUCCAGUUUAUUUAUACAUACUCUGUAAUCCACAGACUUUGCCGGAUUCCAAGACCAUAUGGACUGGCUUGUUGGCCUUGAGCAAAAACAAUGCGGAAGCCAAGGCCUUGAUGCAAGAAGUUUUGGCUUGGAGCAAAAUUACCACCUCACAAAAUUGCCUUUUCACCUCGACCCUAUUGAUCGAGGCCAUUGAGCAUUUCUUGAGUCAAAAGGAUUUCAAACAAUCAAUUGAACUGUCAGUAUUUCAAAUAUUGGUCAUUAAUAAUCUGGUCAAAUUCGGCAUAGAUCCUCGCCCCAGCUUACAUUGCACCCUGAGAGUGCUGCACUCGACGCGAGAGCACUCGCAGAGCCACUACAAUGUCAUGUUGGUCUUGCUGGCGGAAAGUUUGCAUUUGCUGGCGCCCAGCUAUCUGCCGGAUCUCCUGCGUAUCAUAGCCUUCAUUGUGGUGCAGGAAAACUGUGGGCAUCAAUACAUUCUGAACAUGUGUCUCGAUGGCAUCAUCCAGUGGAUGUCUCAGACUGCAUUCAUACCUGCAGAUGGUUUGGCUGUGGCCCAUCAAAUUGUGCGCAAAAUUUUGGACAUAACCAAGGGAACGGCCACCACCACGCCGGUGUUCACCAAGCAAUUUGAACCUGUGGCCAUACGCUAUCUGCAUGCUGACAUUGCUUUGGCAUUUGAUUUGGCCAAAUUGGUGGAAUCAUUCGAUGAGUCGGAGGAUAAGGAAGUGUGUACCUUUGUGGAUACCUUAAAUGUCAAAGCGAAUACCACAUUCUGCCAACGCUUGCAUUUAUUUUUGCGUGCUUUGUUUCUAUCGCGAGAACCCUCGGUGGAUUCUUGGUUUAAGAUCUACGAGGUUAUACUGGAGAUAAUAAAGGUCAAUGCUGACAUAGCCUAUGAUUUUAUGAUGACCUAUAUUUUCAAAUUGGCUGGAGAGCAUAACCCAGAACUACAAAUGGAGCUGCUAAGGGGUUUGCCCAGCUUUGCCAUAUCAAAGGAUAACAUUCCCAUUAUUUUGAAUACCAUACGAAAUUUGUGCAACUAUAACCCCACAUUCAGCAUGGAUUUAUAUUUGAAACUUUGGCGUGUGGAAUCACGCACUUAUCCCUUUUUGGUUAAGCUACUGUCAUUGCCGGCGAAAGAUGUAAAAACCAGCAAAUGGGAAUUUGAAAUAGCCAAGACCUAUACAAUACGGGAAAUAUGCUACGAAAAGCCCACCCAGCAUGGCUCUGAUCUGGUGUCACACCUUUCGGAUGUUCUUAACAAUUGCACAGAUGAUGCAGGCGAUUUGCCAACAUCAUUGGCCCUGGAUGCCAUUGUGGCUCUAUGUGACAGUCAUACGGUGAACAUAACCUCAACGUGGCGUGUGCUUAGCAGUAAAUUUCGACAUGAAAAACGUCCACGCGCUCUCAAAUCCCUGUACAGAUUCUUUGCCCAUGUACCACAGUUGCAGACACCUACCUUGGAAUUUGAACAAUUGGUUGAUGAAGCGCUGGAUCAGCUAUGGUUGACUAUAAGUCGUUCAGAUUCGGAUCCUGAGAUGAUACGAGAAGCUUUGGCUGCCCUGAAAAACUAUGAAAUUGGCUCACUGCUAACAUUGAAACAUAUACCGCCACAGCUGAGACAAGGUUUAAAUGUGGCUCGCGAGUAUAAAGGCCCUCAUGGCCGUGAGAUAGUGGAUUUGGAGCAGGAAUUGGUGCCGGGAGAAGUGUGGGUGCAGUUAUUGCAAAAAAUUCGUCCCGAAUGUGGAGCUGCUGCCGCCGAUUUGAUAGCCCACCAUAUUUAUGCAGAAAUCAAUGAGUAUCGUGGAGGUCUCUAUCGUCUGCCGGAGGGUAAACCUGAGCCACGCAAGCUACAGGGUUUAUAUCCACAAAGUCCUUUGCGGGCGGUGGUCAACUAUUUGGUCAAUCAAUCGCGUUAUGGUGAUCAUGUCAACGAACCCAUAGCGGUAACCAAUGCCUUGAGAGCCAUUUCCAAGAAAUUCGCCAAACCCAUACCACCUGUUGACUGGUGCUUCCUGCACUCCUUCUUCCAUUUGUCCUUUGAGUCGAGAAAGUAUUGCAUACUGAUAGCCAAGAAUCAAUUGCUGCAUUCGGGCACCGCCAAGCGUCUAAUGGAGAAUUUCCUGAUGGACUUUGAGCCCAACUGCUUUGAGGAGGAUCUGCUGUUGCUGUUCUCUUUGCUGCCAGAAAUUUCCAAUGGCGUCAGUCUGACCAUACUAAAAAGUUUCGCCGAAAAGGUGGCUGUCUAUUGUUUCAAAGAAUCUCAGUUGGCUGGCUUUAAUGAGGGUUGCCUCUUUGAGAAAUUUUUGGAUAGUGCAAAGUACAUCUUCACUGGCAAAUGUGAAAUUCCCGAAGUUUUGGAUAUAUUCACCCUUAUAGUGGAGCGUUACAUGGAUUCCAUGGAUGUUGAUUCGAAACUAUUUGAACGCUACACCGAGGCGGUGGCAGUAUUACCCAACAAUGCCAUUGAUGGCUUGACCUUGCCUUCGAAUUGGUGGGAGACACCCAUAGGCAAGUUGAAAAAGGCCACAAUUAUACGCUCCUAUUUGGUGUUGUACAACAACAAUCUCAGCAAUCCGCUGAAAUGGCUAAAUCCCAUUAUAGAUGCCUAUGCCACGCGCAAAGAGGAUCAAUUGUUUUUCUUUAGGCAUUUAACAUCCGUUCUCUAUGCCUUUAACAGUGAUGAGCAGUCCUGCAAUUGGAUUAUGGAAAUGUUCAUACAAAUCCAGGCUCUGCUGGCUGAAUCCUCGAAUAAGGAAAAAUUGGAAAAGGUUUUAUAUCUAUUGGAUAUUUUUAUACUCUCCGUAGAUGUUUUGUCCGGCUGUGCCGUACUAUUGGGUAAUUUGGAAGUGGUGGCUACACAACGUAAUGAACGAUUUCAGAUAUUCCCCGAGAGUAUGCAGUUUUUAUGUGAUCAUGUCUUCUGGAAGGAUCAAGAAGCCAAGAUCUAUGAGUUCCUUUAUAAUCUCUAUAAGAAUGCCGUCAUACCUGAUGUUUAUGCUUCCAUUUUUAAAGAUGCCAUCAUAUGUUCCCGCAAUAAGCCUUACUUUGAUGCCAAAGGCAUUUGGACCAAAUAUGUGGGAAUGCGUAAAUGAGUUGUGUGAACUUCAUGACCUUUGUAUGCCUCUGAUUGAGUUCUUAUUAAUAUUCCAAAUGUGCACAUACAAAUAUAUAGAGGAAUAACUGCCAUUUUUA
Messenger RNA from Stomoxys calcitrans (stable fly), 4211 nucleotides. Its product is annotated as focadhesin. The coding region runs from base 494 to 4111 and encodes 1205 amino acids. The transcript has 6 exons. The record is from RefSeq and is a predicted model, not a curated record. Gene Ontology annotation, biological process: regulation of post-transcriptional gene silencing. Lineage: Eukaryota; Metazoa; Arthropoda; Insecta; Diptera; Muscidae.